Molecule: messenger RNA, 150 nt
Organism: Racocetra persica
Lineage: Eukaryota; Fungi; Glomeromycota; Glomeromycetes; Diversisporales; Gigasporaceae
Source: the annotation of a GenBank genome assembly
AUCAGCACCUUCUAACAAAGACCAAGAUCUACUUAAUUUAAAUACAAAUAAUAGUUUCUUAUUAUCACAACAUAUUUUUAACAAUGCUAAAUCUGGUACAGAUUUAGAAGAAAUUAAAGAUCAAGAUGAUACUUUGAAAUUAAAAAUAGG